AUGAGCUUUGGAUGGUCUGCUGGGGACAUCUACCAGCUUAUUGUAGCCUGCCACACACUGGUAUCAAACUGUACUCUGGGGCCAACGUCUGCUCUCCAAAUAGUGCAUGGUCUGGCUGUGGAGAUUCAGGAACUCGAACGCCUACUGCAGCAGCUUCAGAAACUCGUUCAAGAUGGCGGCGAGACCUCCUGCAUCGAUCUGCGCGGAAUCGAGGAUACGCUGCGUGACUGUCGCACCCAUAUGCAAAAGUACAACAACCUGCAGCAGGCUUAUGAAAAUCAUCAUAGAAACAACACAGACCCCGUCGUAGCAGGAGAGAGACGGCCAUCUACCACUUCAACCACAGGGGGACGUACUAGAGAAAUCCUUAUCUCAGGUAGGAACGCAGCCAGAGUAGGCGGGGAACUGGUCAGACAUGCUACCUGGGGAAGUGGCCAGGUAUCUGCUCUCCAAGACCGGGUUUCGCGUCAUAAGCAGUCUCUGACACUCUACCUUACAGUGCUGGAACGAGAACGAAGCAUCCGCAUGGGUAAAAGGCUACAAAGUGUUGAGCGCAUGAUCCAUGAGCUUCAUGCCGAAGCUAUGCCUUUGACUCGCACCUACCCCCUCCAGCGUGUUGGGUCUAUUCCUAGCUCAGGUUUGGGCAUUUCAGACGGUUCUCCUGCAGACGGUGAUCGUUAUCAUAUAAUGCUAGAAGCUGUCGAGCGCCAGCGUGAAUACGCCAUGCUCCAACGUGCUCUCGCUGAAACCGGUAAUGACCAGGAAUGGGAGACUAUUUGUGACCAGCUUGAUCGGUUCCAUAGACGAGUCCUGAAUGUCAUUGAACGCAAGACGAACUCUACUGCUCAACACGGUUGCAGGAGCGAGCAUGGAUCUCAAAGCGAAAACGACAUCGAACUAAACAGGACGCUGCUGAACAUGUCAAGAGGCUCACUCAGGUCCCCUGCGAAUGAAAAUCAAUCGUACCGUCGCAGACGCCACGCAGCGUUUGAGACCCCACUUGAAAGAAUCUCUGAUGAAAUUGAGACGGAAACCGAUCACCAGUCUUCUCAUAUAUCACUUAGUGGCACCGAGGAAGUAGCAGACGGGCCAGGGAAUCCGAUUUACCGUACCUUAUCGACAGUUACAUUACCAUCCUACACACCAUCGGUAUUCUCCGAUUUCACGUCAACAAGCACUGCUGCCACUGAGGAUACUGCAGUUACAGCUACCAAUGCCGCACAUAUGGAAAUACCCGGUAGUCAUAAUAAACCUUCAUAUAUGGCUUCCCCAACGCAACCUCUCUCAGCUAGUCCAUCAACCGUCAACUCUCUUUCUAUCCCGCUAUCAACAAGUCCUGGGUCAAUCCAUUCAUAUUCAACACCAAUUAGCCCUAGGUUUGCGCCAAGACAGAGUCCUUCAAAUGCACGCGAUUCCAUAUCUAGCUACGCCAGUACAGCACCAAGUGUUGUCAGCAUAGAGAAUGGGAAUGCUCCGUUGCGCAGUAGGGGUUACAGCAAUGGAAAUGGCAGUUCUUUCCCUCCCUCACCGGGCAUGGUGUCGAGACGGGACACAGAUGAUUCGGGCCAUCAUUUGAGUUGUGGCUGGAAGACUAUUCCACUUAAUGGCAGCGUAAGAAUCUACCUAUUCUCAGGUGUAAGAUUCGCUAGUUUCUUAUCGCCAUGCAAACGUUCUAAUAUUGCAAUAGUGUCCUCAGCUGAAAGGCGAACGAUUCCUCAUAUCGAACCGCCUGGUGACCGCGAUAGAAGCCAUGAAGCAGGAGUUAUAUACUUCAUAAAGGCGCCCAAAACAAAAUAUGGCGAGCACCCAAAGUACUACAUUGAAGAUCCAGAUGAUCUCAUCUAUCUACAAAGUUUAAUCUUUGGAAAAAAUCUACUUCUCUCGAUGCUGGUGCAGAAGAUAUCUAGUGUGAAUGGAAGAGAAUCAGAUCGCCAGUAUCUACGAAUAUGGGAAGAGACGGACGGCGAAGGGCACGACGGAGAUACAUCGAUUCUGUAUUUUGCCUCUGCAAGGGAACGACCUCGGUAUAUUGAAGUUCAUCGUGAGUUUGCUAACCAACAAGCUAGCCAACCGUCAGUUUAUCGGCUCUACUAA
Molecule: messenger RNA, 2094 nt
Organism: Trichophyton benhamiae CBS 112371
Lineage: Eukaryota; Fungi; Ascomycota; Eurotiomycetes; Onygenales; Arthrodermataceae
Exons: 4
Coding region: 1-2094 (697 amino acids)
Source: RefSeq, a predicted model, not a curated record